GUAGGAGUCCGUCCGUUGACAAGGUGGAAAAAGUUUUCUGCUAACGUCAGUCUCGAUGAGCGUUUGGUAAUGAUGCCCUUGGGGUGGGGGCAUGUGUCCAUCUGCCCUUGUGAAACACAUCAACAGAAAUGAGUAAAGAGAACACACGGAUUGAAAUGGACCUGGCUUUUGGAUCAGACAAGCCCUAUGGGUCCUCGAGAAGUAUUGUGAGGAGAAUAGCUUCUACUCUUCCUCUUAAACCCUGCCCCAGGGUUCAUUUUCAGUUAUAUCCGUACAGUGAGGACGCUGGUGUCCUAAUUGGCUCCAGGAGGCAGAAUGGUUUGGUGGCUUCUCUGGCUGAUGUUGGUUGGAUCGACAGAGAUGACGAUGACGACGAAGACCCGUUUGGCCAACCGAGGUCAGCGAUCCCACCGGGACUGGUGUUCCGAGCCCGUCAGCCUCAUCCUCAGAGAAAAACUUUAACCCGCCAGAGGUCACUACCAAGCCUGCACCAGGGGACUCCGGACCCCCAGGGGCCAACGGUCGCCAACGAUGAGGCCAUUCAGAAAAUCAGCGCACUGGAGACAGAACUCGCCAAACUCAGAGCUCAGAUUGCACAAAUCGUAUUGGCUCAGGAAAAGAGCACACAGCCAGCUGCUACCACAGGGACACCUCCUCCUCCCCCUCCACCCCAGGACAUCGAGCCUCCCCGGGCCCUCCCCCCGCCACCACCUCCUCCUCCUCCUCCUCCUCCUCCUCUUCCACCGCUACCCUUAGGUCUUCAGCGGACAUUUUCUGCCAUUGACUUGAUAAAGGAGCGCAGAGGGAAGAGGACGAACAGCCAGACAGUUUUGGAUUCAAAGCCAGCAGAGAUCCCCAACAUGCUCGAUGUCCUGAAAGACAUGAGCAAAGUCAAGCUGCGAUCAGUCAAAAGUCGUCCGGCGGAAGUUGAAGCCAAAGUGAAGUCCGGUGAGCCUGUAGAUGCUGCGGCCCUCAUCGCCGAGGCCCUGAAACGCAAGUUUGCCCAUCGCUAUCGACAUGACAGCGAACAAGGCGACAGGGAAGAUUUCAGACUUCCCGUUGAAGAAGUGAAACCUCGAACUGAAACCCCUUUGUUUGGGCAGCACAUGCUAAAAUCAACUGGAAAAAGGAAGUUCCUCUGAACUCGAGGUCCACAUGUGCUGCGGACACUUUGAAGUGCCUUAUCAACCUUUUAGUAUCAGCUGUUUCUGUGGAGGAUGGAGGGAUUCUGACUGAAGGGGAUCACAGUCUGCUGAAGGUCUCGGUCAUCUCAUAGUGUUGUAUCCGAUAGUCAUCUUGACCAUCUGCUUUUGCACUUUUCUAACUUAUAAUAUUAGCCCUCUGUUUUACGAUCAUGAUUUAUUUUUGUUUAACUGAAUGUCUUGUGUUGAAUAGUUUUCUGAUCCCGAGUGAAAGUGUAAAAGGCAACACUACAGAAUCGAAAAAAAAGGUUAUUAGUUUUAUUGCUCAAUCAUAUUUAGGUUUUUGUAAAACUUGUUGCACGUAACAUAAGUUGGUCAUGUUGCAUUCCUCAUUUUUACGGGGUCUGUGAAAGCUGAAGAGUUCUUCUAUCACAGGAGAAAGGGAGCACUCGUGGAAUAUUAUGCUGUAUUGUUUAUACAUGUAUGAUAGACUAAUUUAUGAUUGGGAGCCUAUUUAUGUUGUGGUUUAAGUAGAUAAUUAAGGUUUUAACACCGGUAAUUAUGCCGUAGAUUUUUCCGUUAUUGAUUCUUGGUAACUUUUAAACGAGUCAGUACUUUACCUGUUGAACCUGUGAAGUUGCGUCCCGGUUGCCAGUCUUGCCGGGACUUUUAUGUGUUUUGCUGGUUCAAAUAUGUGCAUCCUAGUUUUAGUUGAACUUUUUUCUCUCUGUAGUACGAUCCUAGAGCCAAAGACGUUCCAGUGAUGAUCUGCGAGAUUCUGCCUUUCAAAGCCAAAUAUCUUUUUAUAUCUCUUUUCUGUUUCAAAUUUCGGAUGAUGCAGAAAGUGAGGAAAACAGACGCGGUACAUGUAGGCACAUGUGCAAUGUUUUGUUGCUUUGUCUUUUUUUUUUUUUUUUUUGAUGAGAUUUGCCUCUUAUCAGAAAGAGCUUUCCAGCAGCUUAAGACUGACAUUUCCACAUCAUCAGUAAAGAAACACUAUUGUUCGUAGUUAACUCUAUAUUAAAAACACACAUUAGUUAUGGUCCCUAAUGUACCUUCUGUUAUCAGUAUUUUAAAGGUAAAAACGUUUUUGUGCCAGUAAUCAUCACAUUUUAAUGCCUCAGUUUGGAAAUACAUGCCGACUCCUCAAGGUCGUGUUUUGUUUUGAGCUCAAAGUGACUGAUUGCACAUUGUUUCCACUUCUGUUCAUCAUGCCAGCGUAGUUGCUGCUUCAAGUCAACUCUGCUAGUAUUACAGUUUUAUAAGGGAAGGUGGACUGGGUGCGUCAGUAGGCAUUUUGUAGAAGAGUUGUCUUCCAUAAAAACUGUUAAUUUGACAAAUCUCUAAAUAAAAGUUUAUGUUCUGUCCU
Molecule: messenger RNA, 2511 nt
Organism: Plectropomus leopardus (leopard coralgrouper)
Lineage: Eukaryota; Metazoa; Chordata; Actinopteri; Perciformes; Serranidae
Gene: mtfr1
Product: mitochondrial fission regulator 1
Biological process (GO): aerobic respiration; mitochondrial fission
Cellular component (GO): mitochondrion
Source: RefSeq, a predicted model, not a curated record